This is a messenger RNA of Amaranthus tricolor (Joseph's coat), 1374 nucleotides long. RefSeq names its product sec-independent protein translocase protein TATC, chloroplastic. NCBI's taxonomy places the organism in Eukaryota, Viridiplantae, Streptophyta, Magnoliopsida, Caryophyllales, Amaranthaceae. The transcript has 4 exons. The coding region runs from base 177 to 1199 and encodes 340 amino acids. Gene Ontology annotation, molecular function: proton motive force dependent protein transmembrane transporter activity. The record is from RefSeq and is a predicted model, not a curated record. Gene Ontology annotation, biological process: protein transport by the Tat complex; intracellular protein transmembrane transport. Gene Ontology annotation, cellular component: TAT protein transport complex; membrane.
CUCGUGUUCAAUUUGAUUACAAGUUGCGACCCGACCAUAGCCCUGAUUUUCAUUUCCGUGCAAGCUGAAGCAGCCAAUUACUUGAGUUGCUCCUGACCAUAAGUAUUCAACUUCGAUUAAAAAUCUUUAAUCUGUAAACUCAUACAACUAUUUCUCAAUUUCAAUUGGGGAAGAACAUGAGUGGAGCUUUAAUGUCUCAGUUACAUCUCAACAGUACAGCCUCCUGCUUAAAUUCUCUCCCUCUCCAUUCAAACCAUCCUGAAUUUCUCCAUAUUAACACCCAAAGACACAAAUCAUUUCCCACAAGCUUCAAUUUCAGGAGGAAAUCUCUAUGUUUUGCUGUCAAUGAUUUGAAGGAAACUGAUCAACUUUCUAACACUCUUGGGGUUAGCUCAGCUCUUGAAGAAAGACCAAAUGAACCUGUGAAUGCUAGCGAAGAUCGCGGGCAGAGUGCCAUCUAUGAUUUUCUUUAUCCAGACAAAGAUGAACUACCCGAUGAUAAGGAGAUGAGUAUAUUUGAUCACCUAGAGGAGCUACGAGAGAGAAUAUUUGUGUCAGUGUUAGCCGUUGGAGCAGCUAUAUUGGGUUGUUUUGCUUUCUCUAAAGAUUUGAUUCUGCUCCUUGAAGGCCCAGUCAAAGAGCAAGGUGUUCGUUUUUUGCAACUAGCGCCUGGCGAGUUCUUCUUCACAACAUUAAAGGUUUCAGGAUAUUGUGGUCUUCUUCUUGGGAGCCCUGUGAUCCUCUAUGAAAUUAUCGCAUUUGUGCUACCUGGUCUUACUAGGGCAGAGAGACGAUUCCUGGGCCCUAUAGUUCUAGGCUCUUCUGUGCUUUUCUAUGCUGGAAUCACCUUCUCCUAUUUUGUUCUCACCCCAGCAGCAUUGAAUUUCUUCGUAACUUACGCAGAAGGGGCUGUUGAAUCACUUUGGUCAAUUGAUCAGUAUUUUGAGUUUGUUCUUAUUCUGAUGUUCAGCACAGGCCUGUCUUUCCAGGUUCCCGUCAUUCAACUUCUAUUGGGACAAACAGGUUUGGUUUCUGGAGAUCAAAUGCUGUCGAUUUGGAGAUAUGUUGUGGUAGGUGCUGUCGUUGCUGCAGCAGUUCUCACACCAUCAACCGAUCCCUUGACACAAAUGCUUCUAGCGGGGCCUCUUUUAGGGCUUUACCUUGGCGGUGCUUGGAUGGUGAAGGCUACAGGGCGCUAGUUCUUUUACAAAUUACGCUUUUGGCUCAAUUUCCUCGCGAUUAAAUUUGUAUAGCUUAUAUAUUGUUAUCGCGUGUAUCAAUAUUUGUAAGGAUUUUACUUUGUAAUCAAAUAGUUUCAUUACAAAUGUUAUUAGGACGAUUUUGAACAAAUAACAAAAUAUUCUCCAGUCUCCA